Ilex paraguariensis (yerba mate) is the source of this 693-nucleotide messenger RNA. Lineage: Eukaryota; Viridiplantae; Streptophyta; Magnoliopsida; Aquifoliales; Aquifoliaceae. The record is from the annotation of a GenBank genome assembly.
AUGAAGCUCUGGGCAACCAACGAAGUCCGUGCCAAGUCCAAGUUCUGGUGCUUUCUGAGGAAGCUGAAGAAGGUAAAGAAGAGCAAUGGCCAAAUGCUUGCUAUCAAUGAGAUUUUUGAGAAAAAUCCGACGACGGUCAAGAACUAUGGUAUCUGGUUGAGGUACCAGAGUAGAACCGGUUAUCACAACAUGUACAAAGAAUACCGUGAUACCACUUUGAAUGGUGCUGUUGAGCAGAUGUACACUGAGAUGGCUUCUCGCCACAGGGUCCUUCCGGUUUCGAUAGCGUUGUGGACUGUUGUCGGAGUUGUUGGAAGUGCUAUUAUGGGCAUUGGGUAUGCCUUUGUUUGGCCUGUCAUGGAGACAUUCAGGGCGAUUGUCAAUGAAGGCGUUCCACUUCACCAGAAGUUAAUUAAUUGCUUAAGGGAUGGAACUUGGAGCUGUGUUUUGGGUGCAUGUACUGUUGUACGCGAUUUUGCAAAUUUUUCAUUCCACUCUUACUUCUCUGUUAUGGAUGGGCUGAUGGAGGCCAAGAGGGAGGAGCCUAUUGAACUCAAGUUUUUCUGUGGUUCUGCAUUUAAGGAAAGUUCUACAAAGAAAGGAUUAUUGUAUGUAGUUGCCUCUGCAUCUCUGUUUGAUGAGUACACCAAUGAUUUACUGUACCUGCGUGAGGGUUCCUGCUUCCCCAGGUAA